Molecule: messenger RNA, 3118 nt
Organism: Grus americana (Whooping crane)
Lineage: Eukaryota; Metazoa; Chordata; Aves; Gruiformes; Gruidae
Gene: EFHC2
Product: EF-hand domain containing 2
Exons: 15
Coding region: 825-2903 (692 amino acids)
Biological process (GO): regulation of neuron projection development
Cellular component (GO): microtubule
Source: RefSeq, a predicted model, not a curated record
UGCUGGUUGCAGAAGAUAAACCUGGAAUAGGAGGUGAACCAUUACCUGGUCAGAAGCUGAAACCUAAAUACAGUGUGUUUCCUGAAGGCAUGGGAAGUGAUGCUCCUGCUUGGGUAGCAUUUGACAAGCAGUUACCUUGCCUGAGAGAAGGAAGAGUGGCCUGUUGAGAAGUGUGACUAGGACACAGGAUAGCUGUUCUUGUGUGCUCCUGAGCAAGCUGCUAGCUCUGUCUCCCCAGAUGUAGAAAAAGAGGUUGUGUUUGUCUAUUAGGGUGUUUUAAACUCGCUGUCGUUAGUAUUCAUGGAAGUACUCUGAGGUUCUCAAAGACGUGCUAAAGGAAUACAGACUAUUAACCGGUUGGUUCAGUGUCAUACAGGGAUCUUGGCUAGCUCACUAGAUUUCAAGCAUUUUCAAGCCAUAGUCUGCCAGAUGCUCAUUGAAACAUAGGGAACAGCUAGGCUGUCUUUUUUCAAUGCCUCAGUUUGUCUAAUUAAUCAGGAAUAAAGGUAAUUGAAUAUACUAAAUAGAAUAAUUGCAAAAAAUGAUGUAUGGAUUAGCACUGAUUUGACCCAAAUGUGUUGGGAGGGCAGGAUGGAAACCUUGUUUUAACUAUUGCCUCCUUCCACAUACAUAUGACAGCAAGCAUCCUGGUAGAUAAUACACUACUAAAUAGAUACUUCUUGCACAUUCCCUUAAAAUCGAUCUUGGUGAUUAAACACCAUAAAUGAUACCAAGAAGUGCAAAAUUGUGUAAUGGUUUGCCGAAUUUGAGUUGGGAUCUCCAGACGUAAAGGCCACUGUAGUAAACCACUGAGCACCUCACCUAUGAAGGCUUUUUUUCUUGCAUUAAUGCUAUUGCAAGAGACCAUGAAGACCAGUUGGUAUACUCUCAGAGCUUUCCCCACUCGCCGAAUUGCAGAACCAGAAGUGCCUGACAAAAAUCAAGAGCUAUAUAGAAUCAGACAUUGUAAAAUAUACUUCUACCUUGAAGAUGAUACAAUUCAAGUGAUUGAACCCCAAGUGAAAAAUAGUGGCAUAACUCAAGGAACUAUUGUUCGACGGCAUCGGAUUCCACUUCCACCACCUCAUGAAGAUCAGUUCUAUACUAUAGAUCAUUUCAAUGUCAACAUAGAAGUAAUCCUUUAUGCCCGAAGAUAUAAGAUUAUAGAUUGUGACCAAUUUACAAAAAAUUUCCUGAGGAAGAUGGGAGUUAGAUUAAAUACUCCUACAAGUCGUCCAGAUGAUCCAUAUACCAAAGAGCGGCAAAAGAUUCUGGAUAGUAUGAAGCCAUUGCGCCCUUAUGAGCGCAUUGACACUUUGAAACAAUUUCUGGAGCAUGAUGGACAUGUUUUGCGUUUUUUCUGUGUGUGGGAUGACCCAGAAUCCAUGUUUCAUGACCCACGGGAACUUGUUCUGCACUAUUAUUUGUCCGAUGAUACUAUUGAUAUAAAAGAAAUUACACCAGUAAACUCGGGCCGGGAUGCAGUUCCACUUUUCCUCAGAAGAGAUAAGCUGCCAAAGUAUGCUCCCACCGGACUGUAUCAGCCGGGCACAAUCACCAGUCGUACUGUUCUCAAUGUGUUUGGAAAGUUAGUAGGAAACAGAGGCCAUUACAUUCUGGACAAUCGUAAGACAGGAGCAGUGCAUCAAGAAUUUUACAGAGACAGUGACCUGAAAAUAGGGGCAGUAAUUAAUGUUUGGGGAAGGAAGAUAACACUCUGUGAUUGUGAUGAAUUCACUAAAGAAUAUUACAGGACAAAGUAUGGAAUCAAGGAUUUCACCCCAGUUCUAUAUAAGGCUCCACCACCUCCAAAACCAGAAAAAACAUUUCCUCCUUAUACUGGAUUCGGUUCCGAAGAGGAUUCUCUGUGCUCCUGUAUGGGUCUGCUUCCCAAGCCUCCCCAGAAAGAUUUCAAGGAAUUCAUGGAAAAAGACAGAAGUGGCAAGGAAAGUAACAUACUGCGCUUUCUUGCCAAACUCAUCACAGAUAGUCCUAUUGACAAGGAUCGGAAAUUCAUUAUUUCCUACUUCCUCAGUGAUGACACCAUUUCAGUUUUUGAACAUAUACAGCGAAACACAGGGAUACUUGGUGGGAAGUUCUUGGAAAGAGGUCGCAUUAAGAAGCCUGGGCAGGAGCUCUUUAAGAGUGAGCCAUCUGAAUACUUCAAGGCUCAGGAUCUGUUUGUUGGAGCCAGAGUUUGUUUCCAUGGUCACAACUUUCUUUUGGUGGAUGCUGAUGAGUACACAUUCAACUACAUGGAGAAGCAUGCAAAUGAGUUCUCCGUGGCUGAUAUUGGUGUCAUCCUCACAAAACUGAAAGACAUAGCCGAAUCUCGUUCCCGAGAAAUCAGACAGGUGUUUGCUGCCACUGACCCUGAGUAUACGAAGGUGAUUGAGUAUGACCCUUUCAGAAAUUUGAUAGUCAGUAUCACUGAUGGAGCAUUUUUAGAACACGAAAUUCUGACUGUCGGGCGCUACUAUGGUGUCAGAGAUGAAUAUGAAAUGGACAUCCACUUCCUCCUUGCAGUGGCUCAUGAACAACUAAAGAAAAAUAGCUUUGAGAAUUUUGAACAACUGUCUGCGGUCCUUAUGUACAAUGACCGUGAAAAAUGUGGAGUGCUGCCCCAUGACAUGUGCAGGACUAUUUGCAAGUCCUUCAAGUUGCCACUGGCUGAUGAUGAUCUGCAAGCUUUACUGACCAUGUGUGAAGAUGACCAUAAGCAAGUGGACUAUAAAAAGUUUGUGAAUGGGCUGAACUGGAGAGAGAAUCAAAUCCCUGCAUUCCAGACAAUAAAAGUUCCUCUCAAGAAUGAAGAUGACUGGAGCGGCCAACCACCAUCCCUUCCUGUGAAAGGGAUCAAAUACUUACCUUUUCUGGAUGAUCUGUUUGGCAAGGAAGAAUAAUCUGACCUGUGCAAGGCACUGCUUUUGGAUUAGUGUUUCAGCUCCAAAGCUUACUUAGACAGAUAGUGAAAACAUUCCUUGUAAAAAAAAAACAAAACAAAACAGAUAUUUCUUAUUCCAACAUAGAUGUAUACUUUGUGUGUUGUUGUAACUCCUUCUAAAUCAACAGUAAUCUGUCAUACUUACACAAGCAUAAUUAAAACUAUAUCCUCUAA